UACGCAGAUAACGGGGUUCAGACAACAGUUGGCAGCAGCACACGCCGGCAUAGGUAAACACUUGCGUAUCUUGCGUGAGGUCAUCUCCACAUAGGUCUUUGGAGAUCGAAAUAUUUGCUAGAGAGAACGUGACCGUAACUCGGCAGAGUCUACCCGUAGCGUGUCUGGGAGUUGUCUUUACAACUAAAGUUAGAGUUCGUGAUGGAGCCAAAGGCAAAUCUCUACGUUUGUGUCGCCCUCUGUCUUUUACUUCUGACUCUACCUGCAUCAGAUGCGUUUGGACGCCGCAGGCGUCGACACACUGGAAAUGUCGUUCGCAGGGCUCUAGAUUCGCAACCGCCGGUCUUGGUGAAGGGGACUUGUCCCUCCACUAUGACUGUGUACGUCGACUCUCCAUCAUCGAAAAAGAUUGUCCAGUGGUCUAAACCACGAGCAAGUGACGAAAGCCCACCGGUCAGUUUGAGGAGAGAAGAUGGCGGCCCAGCCAAUGGCGGCUACUUCAAUGCCUCCAGUUCUCCUUAUCACAUCAAGUAUUCGGCCACAGAUGCCGUUGGGAACAAACAAUCCCCCAUUUGUUCAUUCACCGUCAACGUGAAGGUUGAGGAUAAGAAGCCACCCAAGUAGAGCGGCAUCAGUGCCCAGCCUGUCUGCACGUCCACGGUUGUUACUUGGAGCAGAGUGUAGACUAUCUGAGUUGAAACAAAGAAGCAACAAAAUUCAAAUUAAACCCAUGGAUUCACUUUACUUUGCACGAUGUAUUUAUAAUACUUUUACAGUUUAGGCUUUGGAACUAACACCACUUUCAAAUGGGCAUAAUUUAAAAUCAGUACCGGUUUUGAAAACACACAGGAAAUUACUCUGAUUUUCGUAUUAGUAAAAAAUACUCCAGAAGUUAAACAAAUCCUGAUCACCAAUUAGCGUACAUGCAUGUUUGUUUAGAUAUUGGGUACUUAAAUGAAGAAUUCUUUGAAACAACAUCGGAAAUUUAGUUAACAAGCAAAUAUAUUACUAGAAAUAAGUUUUUCACACACGGGAGAAUCUCCCAUUUAAAGGAUAGCUGCAAUCAAUUUGUUUUAAUACAAAUCACCUAAUUAACAUUUUUGUCCAAAUUAACUUCGUACGCAACUUUUGUUUCACUUUUUCAAAGAGUGCCUUUUUGGUUUGGAUGCUAAUGAGUGUUUCAUUAUUCAGGAGCAAAACUGUGACGUCAUCCCAGGAAGAAGGCCUCAAUGUUACAUUGGUUUGAACCCCAAAAGUCCUGCAUUUUUGUAGACUGCUGUUCAUGUGCAAAGCAACAAGCAAGCAUCCAUCUCUUUCUCAGAAAUAUAUUUAGUAAGUAAAUUCUCGGGUCACAAGUUGAACAGAAAAAUCUGUGCACUGAACUACGCCUUCCCCUGGUUGAGAUCGCAGCAACAGCGCCCUCUGUUGUCGGCGAAAUCAUAGAUGAUUUUUAAGUGCUCAAAAAGUGCACUUUAUAAUGUGUUCAAACUCAUGAGUUUUAAUACAAUGAAGAAGAGUAUAUAAAAAUGCAGAAAAACAGUGUCCAACAAAAAUUCAUUGCAGCUACACUUGCAGCUACAGCUACAAGUUCUCGUACCCCCUUUUCCGGCUCUUGAAUGAAGUCGAAUUCGACCUCCAUUGCGUAUUUGGAAUAAGGCAAUUAUCUGUGGCUACUGACAUUAAAGCCAAGGCAAGCGAGAAGUCACUAUCCUGGCGGAGCUUUUUAGUCUGCGAUGCGUACGAGUGAGUGAGUGAGUGAGUGAGUGAUUAAGGAUGAUCAUUGGGUCGUGUUUGUUUCUGGCAUAUGGAUAACUAUAUUAUUACCAACUUUGUCCAGUGCAUGUAAGACUACUACACGCAUUUGAACUCGGAAUGGAUAAGGUGUACUUAACUUUUGAACUAAAACAAAAGCACUCACUGUAUUCUCCAAAGAGUUUUUCUCGUGGAUAGCAUCUCAUUUCAUGAAAACCGUUAUAAGUAGUAUGUAUUGUUAACAAACUUUAUCCACAAAUAUCAUAACCAAUAAUGUUAGAACUGUCGGUUGGAUCUCUAGUUGGCUAUAUAAUGAGAGCCAAUUUGCACAGUUUUGGUUACAUGUGAAUUCAUCGGAUAUUAAUCACCAAUUUUUCAGUUAUUAAUAAAGAUUCUCCUAUUGUAAUGUA
This is a messenger RNA of Acanthaster planci (crown-of-thorns starfish), 2162 nucleotides long. RefSeq lists its product as uncharacterized. The record is from RefSeq and is a predicted model, not a curated record. Lineage: Eukaryota; Metazoa; Echinodermata; Asteroidea; Valvatida; Acanthasteridae.